This is a messenger RNA of Cyclocybe aegerita, 2415 nucleotides long. Lineage: Eukaryota; Fungi; Basidiomycota; Agaricomycetes; Agaricales; Hemipholiotaceae. The record is from the annotation of a GenBank genome assembly.
AUGCUGUGGAAACUUGAAUUCGUUCGGAUUCUUUCCCAACCUCCACACCAUAUGUCCUCCAGUGAAGACGAACAACCCAGUCACAUUCAGGGACGUCGAAGGCAAGAGAGAUCAAAGCAUGCAUGUGACGUGUGUCGAAAAAAGAAAGCUCGAUGUAAGGGCCCGGAGCCCUCAUCUGGUCAAUGUGCAAAUUGCAUAAGGGCCAAAAUCAAUUGCACAUACAUCGAACCGCCACCUAGACGAAACCUUUCCAAGAAGUAUAUUGCGAGUCUUGAAGAUAGAAUAACGGACCUGGACCAGCUCUUGCGAAAGCUAUGUCCUGACGAAAAGAUAUACAAAGACUGGAUCAGCGCUGCUAUGAAAAGUGACUCUGCCAUCUCCGGCGCAUGUUUAGUCUCAGAUGCACCAUCUCGUAGUGACAUUCUAUUCGGAGUCGGAGCCCUCGAGGGAUUCGCCAACGCCAUCCGAGCGGCCAAUGACGAUGAUCCCUUUUCUCAGUCGGACGAUGAAAAGCCCAGUACGCCUGGAGUUGUUACUAGCUCUGACUCGAAUCGGUUUUUUGGAAGGUCGAGUAGUGAAGUGCUUAUUCGCGAAGCAAUAUUCACCAAAAGAACCUGGGUUGAAGGCCAGAGUAGCCCCGAGGGACCUGUGCUGCGCAAUAGACGCGAAGAGUUUUGGACGCCUCGACCAUGGGAAAAGAUCACAACAGAGCGUUGCGACUUCACGUUUCCUGAAUCUGACCUAGCAAAAGACCUCCUCGGCCUUUAUUCCAAACAUGUCAACCUCCAUUUCCCUCUACUCCAUCGCCCCUCUUUUGAACGAUCGCUUCGCGACAAUCUUCACCACUCCAACGACAGGUUCGGAGCAGUGUACCUUCUGGUGUGCUCCGUAGGCGCACUUUUUUCGAACGACCCGCGAGUGCUCUUCGAUGGCUCCGACUCCUACCACUCGGCAGGUUGGAAAUGGUUUAACCAGGUGGAGACGGGAAGGGCUACUUAUCUUUCUUUGGCCUCUGUGUAUGACCUACAGUUGCAUUGUUUGGCGGUGCUGUUUUUACAGAGCUCGUCUUCGCCGCAGAGCAUCUGGACAAUGGUGGGCGUUUCUCUGCGGUCAGCACAGGAUAUCGGCGUGCACAGGCAACGCAGCCGUACACCCUCGGCGGAAGACGAGCUCUGGAAACGGGUCUUUUGGGUGCUCAUCUUUAUUGACCGGUUUGUUAGUACGUGUGUUGGUCGCCCUUGCGCCAUACAAGAUGAAGAGCUUGACCUUGACCUGCCCAUCGAUUGCGACGAUGAAUAUUGGGAACAUGCAGACCCAGAGAAACGGUUCAGGCAGCCACCAGACAAACCCUCCACGAUGAGUGGAUUCAUUCAUCUACUGAAGUUGAUGUACAUCUUGAAUUGUUGCAUUCGAGGACUUUACGCACCGCCGAAAGGCGAUGUAUGGUAUCAUCCACUGACAGUCCAGGAGUGGAAGCCACGCGUGUUGGUGGAGCUCGAUUCGAGCCUGAAUAAAUGGCUGGAUUCUGUGCCAGAGCAUUUGCGUUGGGAUCCAAAUCGCGCAAAUAUAGAUGACUUCAACAUUUCUGCCCUCCUAUACACUUUGUACUACUAUGUCCAAAUCCUCACCCACCGUCCGUUUAUCUCCUCUCCCAAAAAUCUCUCGCCACUACCUUUUCCAUCUCUCACCAUAUGCACCAAUGCGGCUCGCGCAUGUGCACGCAUUGUGGACGUGCAGCGGCUCCGGAGUGGACUGGGACCACCCUCAGUUAUUCAGGUGUCUGCCUUCACCUCUACCCUUGUGCUAUUGUUCGGCAUAUGGAUACGGAAAGGUAUUGGUGACAGUAGAUCAGCGCCGCAGCAAGACGCAGACGAUCUGGAACUUGUGGAGAAAUGUUUGGAAAUGCUGAAGGAAAGUGAAGAGCGGUGGCUUACGGCCGGGGAAUUCUUGGGUAUCCUGGAUGAGCUCUCUUCGAUGGCUGAUUCUACUCGUCAUUUAUGCAACAAAGGUGGCUAUUCUAGCCGGAGCUGCAUGGGCAACGGCAUCGAUCCUAGUCUGUAUUCAGCGACUUUCGAUUAUCCGGCUCUUGAAAUGGCGGGCCCUUCGUCUAACCACGGCGAUAUAUCACUGUUUCAACGGUUGGCGAUGGAAACAGCUCAGCAACCCCUCUCACCCAUUCUUUCUUCGCUAUUUCCCUUUACGUCCGCGUAUCCCAGCAGCCAGGGUAAAGGCACAGCUCCACGAGCCCCGCAUACAAAUAAUACGACUCUGUUCAGCCACCAAGGUCACCAUUCGAAUACUUCUUCUUGUUCGAAUGCGACAGCAGGUCUGGCUGAGUGGGAUAUUUACCUGGGAGAUUCUAGUCGGUCAGGACCCGAGGCUUCUGCCAAUAGCACUAGCAGGCAACGCCAAUGA